Drosophila rhopaloa is the source of this 1502-nucleotide messenger RNA. RefSeq names its product 2-(3-amino-3-carboxypropyl)histidine synthase subunit 2 (gene Dph2). NCBI's taxonomy places the organism in Eukaryota, Metazoa, Arthropoda, Insecta, Diptera, Drosophilidae. The transcript has 2 exons. The record is from RefSeq and is a predicted model, not a curated record. Gene Ontology annotation, molecular function: 2-(3-amino-3-carboxypropyl)histidine synthase activity. Bases 76 to 1485 code for a protein of 469 amino acids. Gene Ontology annotation, biological process: protein histidyl modification to diphthamide.
UAUCUUAACAUUGUUUAUUUUAUUGCAUCUUGUGGACUGGUCAAGAUUGUUAUCUUUGUUAAAAAUUGCAUAAAAAUGAGUUCAUCCGAAACAACUGCAUCGGCUUUCUCCAGCUCGGACACGGCCGCCCUGGAGCGGCAAACGGAGACGGAGCAGCCGGUGACCUUCGAACAGAUAUGGAACGACAAUCACCAGAAAAUGAGUGGCGAAUGGGUUCGACAAAAUGGUUACAAAAGGGUUUGCCUACAAUUCCCGGAUGACUAUCUGCCCCACAGUAAUGCCAUUAGUGUGUGCCUCAGGGAGCUGCUUGGGCCGGAGGAGGUGAAGGUCUUUAUCCUGGCGGACACCACAUACGGAAGCUGCUGCGUGGACGAGAUCGCCGCUGCCCAUGUGGAUGCAGACAGUGUGAUUCACUUCGGAAAUGCCUGUCGCAGCAGGGCCACCCGCUUGCCCGUACUAUAUCUUUACCCAGAGUUGCCACUAGAUUUGGAUCUACUCCUGGGCAAACUGCAAAGUCUGCGUUUGGAGUGCACAGAUCGACAGGUGUGCAUUUAUCUUGAUAUUGGCUACCAACAUCUCUACGGGGAACAGCUACAAAAGCAGCUAGUUGAGGCACUGCAGCCCAAAGAUCUUAUCCUAGAGGUAUUCCCUCCCAUUGAGGGUGAUUUAAAGGCCUCCAAGGAAAGUUCCGGCCUAGAGCGGAUUUGCAUUUUCAUCGGUGCCGAUAAUCAGCGGUUCGCCAAUCUUUCCUUGACUGCUCCAGCGGCCGUCCAAUGGCAUAUCUAUGACGGUGCCUCUGCCAGUUUCACCGCCAAGAAUCCCCUCACAGCUCAGUUCAUCCGGCGUCGUUAUUUCCACAUCGAAAAAUGCAAGGACGCACAAACACUAGGCCUUAUUGUCGCCACUCUUUCGGCUGAGGGUUACCUCGAUGUGGUGGCCCGCCUACAAACCAUGGCCAAGGGCAGAGGCAUUAAGACGCAACUUAUUUCCGUGGGCAGGAUUAAUCCCGCCAAGCUGGCAAACUUCCUGGAAAUAGAUUGCUUUGUCCUGAUCGGUUGCCCCUUCAACAAUAUGUACGACUCCAAGGAGUACUAUAAGCCCAUUGUUUCCGUCUUCGAAGCAGAGAUGGCCUUGAAUCCUGCUUGGCACAUGCGAUAUCCUGAAGCCUACGUCAUGGACUUCAAACAACUUCUGCCGGCAGGACGCAGCUUCCUACCCUUUGAUGUGGGAGCCAUACCAGAGCACGAUGUCAGCUUGGUUAGUGGAAGGCUAAGGGGAGUGGUUAACGAUUCCCUGGAAACGGCAGGAGAUUCCGCUUCACUAGCCUUAGCCACGCAAGCGAAAAUGUCACUAAUGACCACAGACACAGGACUCUCCUUCGAGGACCGCACAUGGCAGGGAUUAGAUCCUGCCCUGGGCCAGACGGAGCCCGCUCAGCUGAAACAGGGUCUUAGUGGCAUUCCCAUUAACUACACACAUCAAUAAAGGGCCAGAACAACUUA